GCGGAAGUAGGGAAGAGGAAGCUUGGUUGUGGCUCCCUCGAGCGAGAGCUGAGUGUUUGACGGUUGGAGCCGGGGACAGGAUGGCUGAUGAGGAGGAGGAUCCCACUUUUGAGGAAGAUAAUGAAGAUGUGGGAGGAGGAGCAGAUGGUGGACAGGGUAAAAGAAAAAGACUUUUUUCUAAAGAAUUAAGGUGUAUGAUGUAUGGCUUUGGCGAUGACCAAAAUCCGUACACUGAGUCAGUGGAUAUUCUGGAAGACCUCGUCAUAGAGUUCAUCACUGAGAUGACUCACAAAGCAAUGUCUAUUGGACGACAAGGUCGAGUGCAGGUUGAAGAUAUUGUCUUCUUGAUUCGAAAGGACCCAAGGAAGUUUGCCAGAGUUAAAGACUUGCUUACUAUGAAUGAAGAACUGAAACGGGCUAGAAAAGCUUUUGAUGAAGCGAACUAUGGAUCCUGACAUCUUUUAUGUUCUCCAAAGUUUCCCUAUCUUUUAGGACAAGUGUGUGUAUACUAGAACUAUGUAUUUUUCACCUUGCCAAAAAUGAAGGGUCCUGACGUAAUUUAAGCGCUUCUUACAAUUACCUUAUUACAUGGAUCCAAUUGACCAUAUAAAUGGGAAAUGAAACAACACUUCGUUGCUGCCUUUACUUUGAUUUUGUGGAUUCUAAAAGUGAUAUUUAGGUAUUGAAUUGCUUGCGUCUCUUUGUUAUACUUGAAAUUACUCAUUGGUUUUAACAGCAUGGAAGAAGCUAAAAUAUCCUGCAAACUGUGCAGAUCACCCUGUCUUUUUGAGGUGACAAAGACAAUUUAAACUAAGUAUAUUCUGGUCUCCUUUUUGCCCCUGAAGUUUUCUAUUAUAGCAUUUUGAUAUGUGAAAUCUAAAAAUUAGCCUUUUUGGUUUUGCAAUUUGUAAAACUAAUUUCAUGGCUACUUUCAAUCUCUUAGACAGAUAAUGGUUUUGUGGAUUGCCCCAUGCUCCGUGUUGGGUUAUAUUCUUAAAGUGUUAGUUUCACUUAAGGAAAAGUGUUCCAUAUUAUUUGCAUAAAGAUUAUUGCAAAAACAUUUUCCUCUUUUUUUAGAUUUCUUAAAAGUAUGUUUUCUUUUCUUUCAUUGGAUAUCAAAAGCAAUUUUUUUCUUAGUGAAAGUUCCUGUUUCCUUUCAAAGUUCCACAUGAAAACUUAAGAUAAUUUAAGAGCUUUUAUUGGUUUUGAUUAAAAACCUUUUGGGCCUACUAGACUAAUUGUUUGAGUUUUAGAACUGAUCUACACAGAAAGGAUUUAAAUUGAGACACUUAAAGGAGUAUAAAUGCAGGCACUCUGCAUUUUAGUAAAAAUGGCAAUACUGUAAAAUUUGUUUUAACAAUUUACUUUGUUCUUUGUGGAAAUAUCUGCCAACAUCUACACGCAUGUGACUGUAGGUGCUGCUAUUGUAGCUCAGGAUAUGUAAGUUUUGUGUAUAUUUAACCAUAAUGUAUUAAAUUAUUACUGUAUUGAGUUUAAUAUUAUUAGAAUUGAAAAAACAGUUGACGGAAUCACUGAAAAAUCCUUUUUGUGUGAAACUACACUUUUAUGUGCUGGUUGUGAACAAUAUAAAUCAAUACUUGGAAUAUUCUGCUAUCCUAAUUUUUUGUAUUAAGAAUAAAAUCAUCUAUGAAAAUUAAGGAAGUUAAUAGUUGAAA
Molecule: messenger RNA, 1676 nt
Organism: Trichosurus vulpecula (common brushtail)
Lineage: Eukaryota; Metazoa; Chordata; Mammalia; Diprotodontia; Phalangeridae
Gene: TAF13
Product: TATA-box binding protein associated factor 13
Exons: 4
Coding region: 81-455 (124 amino acids)
Biological process (GO): transcription by RNA polymerase II
Cellular component (GO): transcription factor TFIID complex
Molecular function (GO): protein heterodimerization activity
Source: RefSeq, a predicted model, not a curated record